AUGUCCCAAGAAGUGUGCUGCAUGCCUGGAGCCCGCAUACAAGAUGUUACGGAAAGGUUGCUGAGGCUCAUUCAUCUCUCUGACCACUACCCUAUACUGCUUAUCUACCUGGGCACUAAUGAUAUUACCAGUCUGUUCAGGUUAAACUUCAUUUUAAUUAUUUGGAUCUCAACAAUGCACCUGUGGGGGUGUUACCCAACUGUCCCUUCUACGCUGUCCAGGAAAUCUGAUUACUGUCUCAUCCUGCUGAAUAGCUGCUUAGCCAAGCUGGACAGGAGUGAAGAAUUGACUUUUCUAAAACCUUUCCUGGAGAAGUCUUUCAUUAAAAGGUCCUUUCGCAAUGGAGUUGGAUCAGGAAUUAAAAAAACUUCCUUUCAAAGAGCAAAGUAA
Terrapene triunguis (Three-toed box turtle) is the source of this 390-nucleotide messenger RNA. RefSeq names its product neuropeptide S (gene NPS). The transcript has 3 exons. Bases 1 to 390 code for a protein of 129 amino acids. Gene Ontology annotation, cellular component: extracellular region. The record is from RefSeq and is a predicted model, not a curated record. Lineage: Eukaryota; Metazoa; Chordata; Testudines; Emydidae. Gene Ontology annotation, biological process: neuropeptide signaling pathway; positive regulation of synaptic transmission, glutamatergic; positive regulation of action potential.